AUGCUCCCCCGCAAACUCUCAAUCUUCAUCUCCUUCUUCCGCUUUGGCUUAGAUUUUCAGCACUUUCUGAUUCUCCUCACAUGUAUCGGUAUCACUUGUCUUGUCCUCCUCCCACUCAGCUACACCACCCGCCCCACCCCCACCAUCUACCUCCUCUCUCUCUCUCCUACGCCUCCUCUCUCCUCUCUCCCCUCCCCUAUCACCCAAACCCUCCACCGCAACAUCACCUCUCUCCUUCCCCCAAAUACUCAAAAUAGUUCUCUCAUCAUCCGCACCGGCUACCGAGGAAUAUGUAUGACUUCUGAACUCGCAAGUUCGAGAUGGGAAUGUGCCCAACGUGUCACGAAAUUAAAGGAUAUAAUCACGACCAUGACCACAGAUACCAAUAUUGAUAUCGAUCCCCUAAAUCUCCUCAAACUAGCCGAGUCAGUGAGGAAAAGAAUUGUAUUUGAUGGAUUACUUUACAUCUCCCUUGCCCUCACUCUCCUUCUCCUCCUUCUCCUCACCCUCAUCCCCCGCUGGAAAACCGAUCGAAACCCUGACACCGCCUCCGAACGCCAAGUAAAGGCCUUUCCCUCUCGGGUCCUCAGCAUCACACUCGGCCUAAUCAGCGGUUUCGCCUUCCUCUUCGCAUUUACAUCUAUUCUCUGGCAGCAUUUGACCGCGGUGACUGCUUCGCGGUUCAUCGAGCGGAUGAGUUAUGGAAGUGUGGUUGCGAGAGUGGGAACUGACGCUAUGGUCAUAGGAUGGCUGGUAGUAUUGAUGUUAUGGUUUGCGUUUAUGGGGUGUUUACUCAUGUUGAGUUUGAGGAAAGUGAGGAGAACUUUUGGGUAA
Botrytis byssoidea is the source of this 834-nucleotide messenger RNA. RefSeq lists its product as uncharacterized. Gene Ontology annotation, cellular component: mating projection tip; membrane. NCBI's taxonomy places the organism in Eukaryota, Fungi, Ascomycota, Leotiomycetes, Helotiales, Sclerotiniaceae. The transcript is spliced from 3 exons. The record is from RefSeq and is a predicted model, not a curated record. Bases 1 to 834 code for a protein of 277 amino acids. Gene Ontology annotation, biological process: conjugation with cellular fusion.